Molecule: messenger RNA, 4781 nt
Organism: Fopius arisanus
Lineage: Eukaryota; Metazoa; Arthropoda; Insecta; Hymenoptera; Braconidae
Product: facilitated trehalose transporter Tret1
Exons: 4
Coding region: 673-2091 (472 amino acids)
Biological process (GO): transmembrane transport
Cellular component (GO): membrane
Molecular function (GO): transmembrane transporter activity
Source: RefSeq, a predicted model, not a curated record
AGCACUCAUCUACAGUUGCAAUUACGUAAUAUUGAAUAAGAUCGAUAUUUCGGAAUUUAAUGAGAAUCGUUUAAUGUUAAUCAGUUUGAUAUUGGAAGUACUUUGGUAACUCCAACCGUUCAAUGAGAAUGGAAAUACUAAAAUGUGACAAACACAUGUCUGAGGCAUAUGCGACGUAGGAAUAAAUAUUCACGUGAAGAAUGGAAAAACUCUAACAAGGCACAAUAACGAAUCGUUUCGUUAUCAGUAGUUCACUACGGGAUAAGUCACUUUGCAGUGAGCACGAUAUUUUCAUUUUAUAAAGCACCGACAAUUCUUCAGUAAUAGAAAAACGCAAUGGACUAUUAGAAUUAUUGGUGUUCGUUUCACUGCUCUUGACGCUGUGUCUAACCGGUUAUUACAAUACCAGUGGUAUGUAAAUGAUUCGGAUUUACAAAGUCCUUGUCAAUGAAAUUCCAUUCCUUCGGAAGACCUUGUUCGGUCGUUAAAAAAAAAUCGCAGAUUAUCAACUGCUUUUAUCAAAUCAGUAGAUAAUGGAAAAUAUUGAAUGUGAUUGCGUCUACAGAAGUGAUCAUUUUCUGACAUACGGCAAACGAAGUGUUCGUGGUCAACGAUUAAUUGUCAGUGCCUAGGAGGAUACACCCUGGAAGAUCAUUACCGAAAUUAGAAGAUAUGAAAGGUUCUGACGGUUUUUCGUUUGAUCUCACCAAGUGGCGUCAAAUUGUCGCAGCAAUUAUCGCCAAUUUGGCAGCGGUAACCGGUGGGAUGCUGUCAGCCUGGAUUUCUCCAGUUGGUCCUCGACUGAUGGAGAAAGACACUCCAGUUGGUACCGAACCGAUAACCGAGGAUCAAAUCUCAGUCCUAUCUUCAGCAACAGGUCUGAUGUCAUUGAUUGCUUUACUAUUCUACGCAUUGACCGCCGGCAAGAUCAGCAGUAAAAUUCUGGCAUGGGUCAUAGCAGUAUCGGGAAUCGGAGCUUGGCUGUUGAUUCUUUUUGCCGAAAAUUUCUACUACGUGCUGUUCGCCCGUCUCCUAGCUGGGGUUGUUUGCGGAUUGUCCUUCCCCAUGAUGCCAGUCUACGUAACUGAGAUCGCUGAGGACUCGAUCAGAGGUGCACUGGGCAGUCUUCUCUCAUUUGGCGUCAAUGUCGGAACAUUCCUGUCAUUUAUUCUAGGUGCAACUUUGAGUUAUCGUAAUUUUGCAGUGUGUGGGCUGUUCGUGCCUGUAAUAUUUAUUAUUGGAUUCGUCUUCCUGCCUGAAUCUCCAACUUAUUUUAUGCGGAAGGGUCUCGUUGAGAACACCGCCAGAUCUCUGAUGUGGCUGAGGAAUAAUAACCAAGCAAGUGUCGAUCAAGAAUUGAAAUUACUGGAAAAACAGUUCACCCCUGAGUCAACGAAAACUGCAGGUUUCAAGGAUCUCUUCAGAGAUCGUGGAACGAUCAAAACAUUGAUCAUCUCAGGAACUCUUUAUGCGGGACAACAUUUUAGUGGAUAUGCAAUAAUAUUUUCGUAUACUGGCAUGAUAUUUGAAAAAGCCAAUGAGGAAUCAGUUGCUGUGAGUGCAGACGAUUCACUUCUAGUCAUCGCAGGGAUACAAAUUAUCGGAUCAUUGAUAUCAACGUUGACAAUAGAUCAUCUCGGAAGGCGGAAGCUCGUCAUAUCAUCGUGCGCAGGAAUUGCAACCUGUCACGUGGCUUUUGGAACCUAUCUCUUACUGCAAAGUCAAGAGUACGACUUGUCGUCAGUUGCAUGGAUUCCACUUGUUGCAGUAUCCGGUUUUGCUCUCGUUUACUGUGCAGGACUUGGCCCUGGUACAUCCGUCGUCACUUCCGAGUGCUUCAGUCAAGAUAUUGUUGGUUUAGGGAUUUCAAUUUCUCUGGCUACCGAAUUUCUCUCUAAUUUUUCGACGACACUGGCUUUUCCGUUUGUGAGUUCUAACUUUGGAAUGCAUGUGAGUUUCUUUAUUCUCGCGGCAUGCUCAGCUACCACUAUGAUAAUCAUACUCUUUACUCUGCCUGAGACCAAAGGACGAUCGAAAGUUGCCAUUUCUGAGGAGUUGAACCUCAAAAAGAGCAAGAGCAAUGAUCCUUAGAACUGACGAAUUGGCUCUUUCAAUUAUGUUCUGAUGAGAAUUAACGGAGAAUCGGUGUACCAUACCCAGUUGUUUACAUAUAUAUAUGUUUAUUUAUAUAUAGUCGUAAGAAUUAGGAAUUUAUAAUAAAUGAUAUAUGAGGUAGUCAAGGACGAGAAACGAACUCAACCAUUUAACAAUUAAAUGGAACAAUUACAGGAGUGUUCUCUAAAUCAAUUGUAGUUGAGCCAGUUACGAUGAUAUUACUCAACCACCGAGUGACGUAAGUCUGUGAUAAAAACUGUUGUAUAAUUUGUCCGUUGAGGGAAGAUAUUAAGAAUAUUUUAUCAGAUCGUAACUAGAGGGAGUCGGAAGUGAUUAGUCGGCCGAAUUACAAUUGAUCGUGUAUGACGUAUGAGACGUGCCACGAGUGGUGUUCAUGAUGUGCAUUUCAGAAUAUUGUCAAGAUUGGUGAGAUCGCCAAGUUUAAUUUGUGAGAAAAAUCUAACAUUUAUAUCGCAAAAUUGUGAAGUAUAAAAAUUGAUGAGACGAUAGUCGAAGUUUUGUAUUGGACGAGAGUAAUUUGUCUCUGACAUCGAGCAAGAUUAUUCCUCAUUCUCAAAAGCAAUGUGCAUUGUUUCAUCAGAGAAGUCAUUUUCCCAUGCAAUUAUCAUGAAUCAACUGAUCUUUAUCCUCAAAAAGUUGCACAUGCCAUCAGCAACCGUCGGAGCUCGCAUGUGUCUUACAACAAUUUCGCAUUUUGUGGGUCCGUCGUCCCCGCGGUGUUGACAGAAUAGUUCCCACCAUAAAUCCCGGAAUAUUCAGGAAAUCCAAGUACUAAUUAAAUUUAUACAACAAUGCAUGGCAAUCCUUUGCCCAACCUCUGAUCCUUAAUCGCGUAGUAAUCAAAGCUGUCAAACGGCGAAAGGCCCCAACGCACACGUCUCCCAUAAUUCAAAAUUGAUUCACCACAGCAGAUGGCGGUCUCAGGGGAAAAGGGAGAAAGAGGAAAGAGAGAAAGUCAAGGUACAGGUGUCAAUUCUCACGCGGAUAUUCACAUUUCAAAAAAAAUCCACCAAGGAAAAAUAAUGAAUUCAUUGUUCCGCCGUCGUCCGGACAGAUAAAUCACAAUCAAAGAUAACCCAUCACUCGCAACCUCCUCGUGACUAUCUAAUCCCUCGAAACACCGUGGUAACGAGGCGGAAGUUGUCCGAGGUGUUGGAAUCCUCACCAGUAAUUUAUGUAAUUGCCCACAUUGGAGUCUCCAACAUGAAUCCACAGCUCAACUUUCGCUUUAAUCACCGAGCAUUCCAAGUUUAGAUAGCAAAUUCACAUGCGUGUAUCAGACCUAUCAUACACACGUCAAUAUAAAGUACACACUACACUGUACACUUAUCUCGAGAAUAGAAAGAAAGAGAAAAAAAAAAUGUGUAGGCACCCAAGGCGGUUGUUUAUACGGUGCUCGAUCAUUACAGUAAUUAUGACGAUCGCACUGAGUAAUUAUUAUAACAUCAAUAAAUUACAGAAUAAUGUACGUACAUUAUAGGUUUGAAGUCAGACAAGUUGUAUAAUUUAACCGUUGGGGGGCAUAUGCAUUAAUGCAUUGGACGUCGAACGGGCGCGAGCUCUGGCCAACGAUUACCUCUAAUGCCCUGACGUGCUGGCGUACAUUCCCCUCUUCUCCACAAACCCCUUCUGUCUCUUGUUGGCUGUAUGAAAAGUAUACAUUGUGUCCAUUACUCUAUCAUCACCUGCUCUCAUGUCCUAUUUAUCGUCUUAUUGGCAAUUUCAUAAACUCAAUAACUUCUUUAUGUCUUCCUUCAACGAUUAUCCACCAUUUUGUCUUCAAUCAUCAGUUGGACAGUCGGAAUGGUGAUUGCUGUCGAAUGAAAUAGUCAUGUGAAUUGCUGUUCGAUGUUGCACUUCAUGUGGGUCAGCUUGCUCUGUAAUUUGUGUAAUUUAUUUAUUGUUACAGAGAAGGGAACAAAGUACAUUAUUGGGGUUAUAACGGGUGAUAAUAAUUUAUGGAAUGAGGAGGAAAUGUUGUGGCUUUCUUGGCAGGGUACUUGGUUGUUUUGGAGUUGAUAUGCAUGAGAGAAUUUAACAAAGACAGUGUGACUCUUUAUGACGCAUGGUUUUUUUCACUCAGACAGGUAUUGAUUUAUUGAUUCGUUCAGUGUUUUAGUUGGGUGCAGAUUAUUUCCUCGGUAUUGAUCAGAAUAUUUUUAUCUGUCGAGGGUAGUGGCCAACGCUGACGGAUCGAGAGUUACGAAUUUUUUAUGUCGACAAAUAAUUUCUAAUUGCGAGACUCUUUCGUUAAUGAAUAAUCAAGAGUCAAGUUAAGAGCUCAUUAGGAAGCUGAUUAUAACCAAUGGUAGUUUAAAAUUAUCAAAGUUGGAAACAGUUCGGAGUAUUAAAUAAAAAUAGAAAUGUCAUGGCUAAUGUGGAGGCGGUCCCACUUUUCUGUUCUGAAGGAUUCCGCUUAUAAUUGAGAUGUUAGAACAAAUUGAGGCGUAAUAACUUUCAAUGUUGAUACACCGUCUAUGACAUGCACACGAUCUAUUAUUGUAAAAACACAAACACAUGGCGUACUGUAUAAAAAAAAAUGAUUGAUACUGGAUAAUUUGUUUCCCACUACAUAAAUCAGAUUGUAUUCCCACUAUUCUUGAUGGUACCCAACAAAUAGUUGAAUUUGAAAAUAAUUCAUUGAA